AUGGAGGUGGCGCGGACGGCGGUGCACCCCGACUGGAAGCCCGUGGACCAGGGCGGCAACGAGCUAAACGACGUGGCCGUGAUCACGCUGCGCACCAGCGCCAAGGGCUACGCGCCGGCCACCCUGCCCCCCACCUCGUCGACCUCCUCGCUCAUAGAGGUGUCGCCACAAGGGUCGUGGGAGCCACAGGCGGCGGGCCGCGAGGCGCUGGUGGCGGGCUUCGGGGAGCAGCGCGAGGGCGACCUGAACAGCCUGCCCUGCGAGCUGCACGUGGCGACGGUGCCCGUGCUCGGCCGCGUCGCCUGCCUGCGCUCCGCCAUCCCGGACUUCUACGCGCGCCAGCCCUCGCUGCUGUGCGCCGGCCGCCGCGCCGGCGGCGUCGACACCUGCCAGGGAGACAGUGGUGGUCCUCUAAUUGUGAAAGAAAACGGGAAAAACAUUUUGAUUGGUAUAGUGUCGUUUGGCUACGGUUGUGGUCAGCCCGGGACUCCAGGCCUAUACACGCGAGUCGCCUCGUUCCUGCCGUGGAUUAGAGACCAGAUGGGACAAGAUAACCGGAUUCUCAGCGGAGGAUCGAAGGGUAGUUCGAAUCAGUCUAGUUCUGCUAACACGGGCCAUUACGUGCCACAGACUGCUUCCCAGCCUCAAAGCUCAGGGAACCACGACGUGUUAUGUCCACGAGGACUCAUUGUCUGA
Molecule: messenger RNA, 696 nt
Organism: Gryllus bimaculatus (two-spotted cricket)
Lineage: Eukaryota; Metazoa; Arthropoda; Insecta; Orthoptera; Gryllidae
Source: the annotation of a GenBank genome assembly